AUGGCGCCCCGAAUGUCCCGAUCACUCGCGUCCGCGGCUCCCGAUGCCCAAGCACACGAACCUGCCGAUGACGGAAUGAGCCUCGAUGUUCCUGAACAACUUCUGACACCCGAGAACAGUCGCUCGGAGACAUCGAGCAACAAUGAGAACGCGUUGACCGACGAAAAACCCGCUGGACGGCGUAGGUCAACACGGGUCGCACGCGCAUCUUUGCGGGCUGGUGAGCCUCUCGACGACACACCCGAGACAGAGGAACCCGCGACAUCAUCCAGCGAGGCCUAUGUCGAUAGCCUUGCCAAGGCGAAACGAUCACACUCCUCGCUCCGCCACAGCAUUGCCGUAAUGGAAAACUCACUGUGGAGUGCUACGCCUGUCAGCGAAAACGCCGCGGCCGAUGACCACUCAAUGGCCCCCGAUACUCCCGUCUCGAAGUCUUCGCAUGACAUCCGAUCUGACGAUAUGAACACAUCACUCCAGCAACGGACUUUAAGAAAUCGGGUCGAAAAAGCGUUAACUCAAGAUGGAGAGAACAGCGCGGCUAAGCCAACUCCGCCUCGAACCAGUUCUCGUAAAUCUCUUCGGCGGUCAGGUCGCAUCGGUCUUCUGGAUAAGGCCACUGAUAUCGUCGAAAGGGCCAGCAGUAUUCUAGGGAAGCGCACAAGAGGCUUGGUUGAUAAGGAUCUCGGCCGGCGUGCUAGUUUGCGACCUCGCAACACCGCCCCCUCGACAGAGGCAGUCAAUGAGCCUACGUCCAAGAAGCGCCGGGUAUCAGAAAGUGAUAUUUCUAAGCUAAAGGAUCAAGACGUGGAGCCGGAGGAGACCCCAGCACCGGCUUCGCCACGACCUAAGCGUAAGAUCUGGCUUUCACAGGGACUUUACACAGGCCAGCAACCAUCAGACUCGCCGCCUAAACAGCGCCGCAGUAAGAACUCCAAGAAGACCGGUACUGGUCCUAUGCAGCGUACAAUUCUUCCCAUGCCAAUGUUCAAGGGCGCACGGCUUUUGAAGAACGGACGGGAUUUCCAGCUACCAUUCGACAUUUUCUCGCCCCUCCCGCCUGGCCAACCCAAGCCAGACGAGUGGCGUAAGACCAACAAGAAUGUUUUUGUUGGUGAUGCAGGGAGUUUCUGGAAAGCAAACAAAAACCUCGAGCUGUCACUUUGUAUGUGUACUGAAGAUACUGGUUGCGAUGAAAACUGCCAGAAUCGCUACAUGUUCUACGAAUGUGACAACGGGAACUGCAGACUAGGUCCUGAGUGCGGAAACCGAAACUUCGAGGGCCUCAAGCACAGAACCAAGGCCGGAGGCAAGUAUAAUAUUGGCGUCGAAGUCAUCAAAACGGCAGAUCGUGGGUAUGGCGUUCGCAGCAAUCGCUCCUUCGAGCCUAACCAGAUUAUUGUGGAAUACACUGGAGAAAUUCUCACCCAGCUUGAGUGUGAAAAGAGGAUGAGAACGGUCUACAAGAACAAUGAUUGCUAUUACCUGAUGUAUUUUGAUCAAAACAUGAUCAUCGAUGCUACCCGCGGAUCAAUUGCUCGCUUCGUCAAUCACGCCUGUGAGCCCAACUGCCGCAUGGAAAAAUGGACCGUUGCUGGUAAGCCACGCAUGGCUCUCUUUGCGGGAGACCGCGGAGUCUCAACUGGAGAGGAACUGAGCUAUGAUUACAACUUCGAUCCAUAUUCCAACAAGAAUGUGCAACAGUGCCGUUGCGGUUCAGCAAAUUGCCGAGGAUUCCUUGGUCCGCGUUUAAAGGAUAAGCAGCAGCGUGCCAAAGAACUUGAAGACAAACUCAAAGCCGAGGGAGGCUCUAAGAAAGCCGCUGCGAAGAAGAUCGCUGGCAAAAAGCGGAAGGCUUCUGAAGAGUCUGAUGAUUCCGAUUCUACCUCUGAUUCCGAUUCCGAUUCUGAUUCUGAGUCCGACUCCGACUCCGACUCCGAUGUGCCUGCCCCGAGCAAAAAGCGCAAGACGAUUACGGCCAAAUCAAUCAAGGCCGGAGUGAAGAAGGUUGUCGCAACUGUUCGUGGGAAGAAGACUACUAAGAAAACAACCACCGCCAAGGCCGCUGUCAAGCUGCCAACGGUCAAAACCACCGGGCGCGUCAAGGCUACUGUGCGAGGUUCCAAGGCAGUCAAGGAAACCAAAACCACCAAACCUACUAAGACCACCAAGACCACCAAGGCCACCAAGGCCACCAAGGCCACCAAGCCAGCUAGCCCAGCUAAGCCCAAUAAGCCAAAUAAACUUACCAAGGCACCACCAGCUUCUCCUGCCAAAACAGGAUCUCAGCUGAAACGACCAUCUGCCGAGACCAAGAAGAAAAUCCUUGCUGCCGCUUCCAAGGGCUCCGGGGUUUCUCCUCGGAAGCCUGCUGCGCGAAAGGCACCUACUAAGAGCCCCGUUAAGGCCAAAAUGCCUGCUGCCAAGCCCAAACCUGACACUAAGAACAGCCUUGCCAAGGGCGUUAAGAGCGUUGCUCGGCGAUAUGUGAAGGCUGUCAAGGGACAAAAGAAAUGA
Messenger RNA from Penicillium olsonii, 2514 nucleotides. Lineage: Eukaryota; Fungi; Ascomycota; Eurotiomycetes; Eurotiales; Aspergillaceae. The record is from the annotation of a GenBank genome assembly.